Xenia sp. Carnegie-2017 is the source of this 3025-nucleotide messenger RNA. Its product is annotated as glycogen phosphorylase, brain form-like. Bases 257 to 2803 code for a protein of 848 amino acids. Gene Ontology annotation, biological process: glycogen catabolic process. NCBI's taxonomy places the organism in Eukaryota, Metazoa, Cnidaria, Anthozoa, Malacalcyonacea, Xeniidae. Gene Ontology annotation, cellular component: cytoplasm. Gene Ontology annotation, molecular function: pyridoxal phosphate binding; glycogen phosphorylase activity. The transcript has 22 exons. The record is from RefSeq and is a predicted model, not a curated record.
AGAUCAGUGCUAAUGUUUGUAUUGGAUUAGGCUAGAUUUGUGAUCAGGGUAGUUAUUCAAGGCGGAGUAAUGAGGCAACUCCCGGAAAUCUACAAAAGCCAUCUCACCACCUCAUCACCCGUAUUGUCAUAAAUACGAAUUUUAAUUACUUGUGUACAUUUCUGUGCAAGGUGCACUUGUCGUCGAAUGUUGAUUUGCCUUCGGUAUCUCUGUUUGCUUUAUAUAUUCAGUAUAUUCUCGGUUCCCUCUGAAGGAGAUGGCGCAGAAACCAUUGAGUGAUUUGGAAAGGAAAAAAUCUAUAUCGCUUCGCAAAAUUCCUUUGGUUGACAACGUUGUCGGCGUGAAAGAUAGCUUCAACAGACACUUGCAUUUCACACUGAUCAAAGAUAGGAUUGUUGCCACCAAUCGCGAUUAUUUUACAGCUCUUUGUCACACAGUUCGUGAUAACCUGACGGAAAAAUGGAUCAGAACUCAGCGAGACUACUAUGAGAAGGAUCCCAAGCGUGUGUACUAUUUGUCAAUGGAGUACUACAUGGGUCGUUCUCUGGGCAACACCAUGGUUAAUCUUGGUAUUGAGGGUGAAUGCGAUGAAGCAUUAUACCAGCUUGGCUUGGAUAUUGAAGAAUUGGAAGAUAAUGAAGUAGAUGCUGGUCUUGGAAACGGUGGCCUUGGUCGGCUUGCUGCAUGCUUUCUUGACUCUCUUGCUACACAGGGUUAUGCUGCGUAUGGAUAUGGAAUAAGAUAUGAAUAUGGUAUCUUCACACAGACUAUUAAUGACAAAGGAGAACAGGUCGAGAUACCAGAUCAUUGGCUUGAGCAUGGCAAUCAUUGGGAAAAAGAGAGACCUGAAUAUCUUCUCCCAGUCCAUUUUUAUGGUCGACUGGAGUCAGAUGACAAAGGCUAUCACUAUAAAUGGGUUGAUACUGAUACAGUGUUUGCAAUGCCCUAUGAUGUACCCAUACCUGGAUAUAUGAACAACACUGUUAAUACAAUGAGGCUGUGGACUGCCAAAGCAAAAAAAGGAUUUGAUCUCAACUAUUUCCAAGGUGGUGAUUACAUUGGCGCUGUUCUUGAUCGAAACAAUGCUGAAAAUAUCUCAAGAGUUUUGUAUCCAAAUGAUAAUUUUUUUGUUGGCAAAGAGCUUCGUCUUAAACAAGAGUAUUUCCUUGUAUCGGCUACACUUCAAGAUAUCGUUCGCCGUUAUAAAACGUCGCAGUAUGGCUCGCGGAAUCUUGUCAGGACCGACUUUACAAAUUUUCCUGAUAAAGUUGCCAUUCAGUUAAAUGACACGCAUCCUUCGUUGGCAAUUCCUGAGCUCAUGAGAGUAUUUAUGGAUGUUGAAGACCUAUCAUGGGAUGAGGCUUGGAAGAUCGUCACCAAGACGUUUGCUUAUACCAAUCACACUGUUCUUCCGGAGGCUUUGGAAAGAUGGUCAUGCAAUAUGUUAGAAAAGAUUCUACCUCGUCAUUUGGUUAUCAUUUACGAGAUCAAUUCAAGACAUCUAAAGAAUAUUGAACGCCUUUAUCCCGGGGACAUGGAUAGAAUCAGGAGGAUGUCAUUGGUUGAAGAAGGAUACGAUAAACGUAUCAACAUGGCACACUUGUGUAUUGUUGCCUGUUAUGCCGUAAAUGGUGUUGCCGCAAUACACUCGGAGAUCAUUAAAGAUAGCAUAUUUAAAGAUUUCUACGAAGUGUGGCCAAAGAAAUUUCAAAAUAAGACCAACGGUGUCACGCCAAGAAGAUGGCUGCUAGUCUGUAAUCCUAUUUUGUCGGAUCUUAUUUGUGACAAACUUGGUGAAGAUUGGAUAGUGGAUCUUUCUCAGUUACGACGUUUGGAACCUUUCAUAAAGGAGAGACGUUUCACUGAAGAUUUCAUUAAAGCAAAACAGCAAAAUAAAGACAAGUUAGCACGCUACAUAAAAAGUACGUAUGGCAUUGAUGUAAAUUCGUCGUCCAUGUUCGACUGCCAGUUCAAACGUAUUCAUGAAUACAAACGUCAACUGAUGAAUAUACUUUACGUCAUUGUCCUCUAUAACCGCAUCAAGGCCAAUCCCAAUGCAGAGUUUGUCCCGAGAACUGUUUUGAUUGGAGGAAAGGCUGCACCGGGAUACACUACCGCCAAGGAAAUAAUCAAGCUAAUCAACUGUGUUGCUAAAGUUGUGAACAACGAUCCGAUUAUUGGUGAUCGUCUGAAGAUUGUCUUUGUCGAAAAUUACAUCGUCUCACUGGCGCAAAAGAUAAUACCGGCAGCUGAUCUUUCACAACAGAUUUCUCUUGCUGGUACCGAAGCAUCUGGGACAGGGAAUAUGAAGUUCAUGUUGAAUGGCGCAUUGACCAUUGGAACGUUGGACGGAGCUAAUGUUGAAAUGUGCGAAGAAGUUGGAGAAGAAAACAUGUUUAUUUUUGGAAUGAAAGUCGAAGAUGUUGAUAAACUAGGAAAAAUUGGGUAUAAUCCAAGAGAUUAUUAUGAACGGAUUCCGGAAGUGAAAAAAGCCAUUGAUCAGAUUUUGAAAGGAUAUUUCACGCCACAAGAAAAAGAUGCUUUCGACCAUCUUAUUGUAAAACAUUUGUUAGACAACGACAGGUUUUAUGUCUUAGCUGAUUUUGAAGCUUACGUGGAAGCGCAAGAGAAAGCAAGCGAGUUAUUUAAGAAUCCGACAAUUUGGUACAAGAAAGCAAUCCUAAAUGUGGCAGCUGCUGGCAAAUUCUCUAGUGAUCGCACUAUCCGACAAUAUGCAGAUGAAAUAUGGAAUGUUAAACCGACCCGGAAGAUUUGGUCUCCUACAAAAACCAUACAGAAAUAAUCGUGUGGAAGUGAUUAGUUUAGGCCAAAGAUACUCUACAUAAAUGAAAGAAAAUAAUUUGUCUUUUUAGCAUCGGCUAAGUAGUCUAAAGCUUCGUGGUAAUUCUUCAAACUGCAAACAUAUAGUUUACUUUAACUUUGAUUUAAUAGAAUGGACUUUCCGUGUGUUAUGCCGAUGUAAAAUGAUGAAAAUUAUAAACAAUAUAAUGUUAUUAUUACUCUA